Molecule: messenger RNA, 9109 nt
Organism: Bactrocera latifrons
Lineage: Eukaryota; Metazoa; Arthropoda; Insecta; Diptera; Tephritidae
Exons: 19
Coding region: 654-8003 (2449 amino acids)
Molecular function (GO): guanyl-nucleotide exchange factor activity
Source: RefSeq, a predicted model, not a curated record
GUGUGUGCAGCGGCGCGUUUGUCAGUGAGCCGCCCAAUAAGACGGUGAGCCGCACGGACGGACAGACAGCCAGCUGGCAAGAAGUAGGUAAGCAAGUGCUGCUAGCCGCUGGUUGGCGCGGCCCAGCAGUCGCUCAAUAACUUCAGUCGGUUCAGUUGGACGGCCCAAGCCGCAAUCGUAAAACGCAAUCGAAUUAAUCGAGUUCAGGCGCAUCGAAACGAAAUUAGCGCCGCUAAGAAUACUGCGAAUUCUGCGAGAAAAUAGUGAAGCAUAACGAAAGAAAACGCAAAUCGGAAAGUUCUAAGUGAAAGUGUAGUGCGCUUAAUUUAAGGUUUAUAAAGUUUAUCACUGAAAUAUCAUCAAAAUCAAGUGAAUAUCAUAUACUGUGGAGAGCUCCUGCGGAGCCAGUAAGUGUUAUUGCAGUUCAGUGUUUGCCGCCAGCCCUGACAGUGUUGUCCCUGGGCGCAUUGCUUUUAAUGCCGUUUUGUUUGUACCUGCGCGUGCAUUUCUUUUCCUCUCCGCCGUGUGUUUCAAUUCGCAUUCUCCGCUCGUCCCAUUUUCGCAUGUAAUGGGACUUUCGUGUCCACUGCACAUUCAAUCCAUCAACUCUCCCGUCCACCUGUUAGUCGUGUGUGUCACUUGUGUGCGCCUCAAUGUUUACCUGCCGUCAGGGCCGCUUUAAUGGCGGUGUUUUAUUUCAUCGACUUUUUGUGUUGAUUUCAACAGUUUGCAGUCGUUUGGUCAUGGCUCUGAGGCGUAUGGACUCAUUCAAACGAUUUAUGGAUCGGAUACGGGAUUGGGCGAAUCCACAGCCCAGUAACAACAAUGUCAACAACACAAGUAACAAUGAAAAUAACGGUCAAAGUGGCAAUAGUACAAGUAGGCCACCUGAGGGUGAAGAGCAUAGCGUUGCAAUAUUAACAACAACAACAAACGCUGCAAAUAAUUGCAAGAACAAUUGCAACAAUAUAAACGGCAACUCCGAAGAACACUUGGCGGAGGUGCUGGUUAUGCCGGUGAAUGACACAAAAUCGAUACCAGCAAAAACAACAACAACAGUAACGAUUACAGAAGCAGCAACCACUAAAUGUUGCACCAACACAGCUGAUGAGAGCCAUGAAGCCGGCCUUAACAGCUGGAUCUGUGGCAAUGUGGCAAAUGCGGCAACAACAGCAGCAAAUGAGACCAACAUAAUGGCCGGGGUACGAAGCACGGGUUCCACUGCACCAAUUGCGCAAGAGGAAGACGACGCCGAGGAGAUUUGGUAUUCCGGGGAGGAGGAUGGUGGUCGCUAUGUGGAGUUGGCGGAGAAACAACGGAAAAAUUGCUUCUGUUUGGUCAAUGGCAACGAACGGUGUUGCCAAGUCGAUAUCGAUUUGAAUAUUAAUGCAAUUGCAGCAACUACAACAACGGCGAUGACAACAGAGAAGCCGGUGCAGCGCAGCAAAUCGCGCGUGCGCACAUAUUUGAAGCGGUGCAGAGAUCGGCUGACGGGUCAGCAUCAACAGGCGGUCACAAAUGCAACGAAUUCCACAGCRGCAACAACAACCGCCACCAAAUUGUAUGUGCGAGAUGAAAAGUGCCAAGAAUCGAUUGGCGCUGAGGUGUCGGAUGCAGCGCACAGCCGCAGCACCCAGCAAUUCACCGCUCUCGAAGAAAAGAAGGAGGAAGAGGCGGAGGCGGAGGCAGAGCCAGAGGGGGUGUAUGAGGAAGUUGAGAAUAAGGCGUGCACCACUACAUUAAUUGCCACAAGUGAGCGACAGGGCGACGCAGCAACGCACACAGAAAGCACGACAGGAGAGGAGGCGUCGCUGGGGCUAGAAGAAGAAGCGCACUUAACAAGCGAACAAUCGGUGUUGGCUUACGAUGAUAUUGACUUUAGUUUGCCGUCAUCGUCAGUGUUGAUGGACAGCGGCAGUUCGAAUGUCAGUGCUGACCAACAACAACAACAGCAGCAAACAACACCGUUGACCUUUGCCGAGCAUAAGCGCGACACCCUCGCUUUGGCGGCCACUGAAGUUGAAGUCGAAGUUGAUGACUCGCCUGAUUUAACUGUCGAACAAGAGACAAGACGGAUGCAACAACAAUGCCAGCAACUACAACAAACACAGAGCUUACAAGCUGGCAAGCUGAAGAGCUUAACCGUUGCCGCUGAUGUAGCCAGAGUAAAAUUGCUCCAACAACAACAACCGUCGCUCAUGAGUAUCAGCAGCAGCUGUCCACCACUUGUCAAGGAGGAGCAAUUGGCUUGCGCUAUACACAUGGACGCGGGCAUCGCUGCGCUGAUUGACAAACACCUCGCCGCCAUUUAUCCUGUCUAUACGGCGUGCACACGCUCCAUUCUAAUUCGCCAAGCACGCGAUUUGCUCGUGUGCUCCUACCUCGGCUGCCUGCAGUCGUUCGAAAUGGGAUUUCUAUGCAAAUUUGCCGAAAUUGCUGCUGAGCUGCGGCAACGGCAUGCCGUCGGUGUGAAUGUCCUUUGGCGUAAAGGAUGGCCACUUACAACUCCAACAGGCGAAGUUAUUCUACAAUUGGGGGCCCUUGAUGACGCCUUAGUACGUCCAGGCGAUUUAUAUUUGUGCAUUAAAAGUGUUGGUAAAACGGAAACGCCACAAUUGCAUGUGGUUUGGCGGAACGCCUCAAACGGCUUACAAAUACAACAACAACAACAAAUACAACAGGCACACGCAAGUGUAACGGCCACAUUUGCUAUCUGCGACACAGCAACAGCAGCACCAACAACAAUUCAAAGUCAUUACAUCGAUUUCAACGCAACAACAACAACAACUGCAACAGCAGUAGCAACCACCCCACCAACACAUUUAAGCGCAUUAACACUCGAAAUGUUGACGAGUGACGAAUUGCCGCAAUUGUUGCAACACUUGCUGGUGGGCGUUGAGCACAGCAUCGAGCGGGUCUCGUUGAAUGAGCUGCAAAUGCCCGCCUCGACGGCAGCAGCAACGGCAACAGUGCCGCUGGCAUCGGACGAGGCCAACAACAACAGUAGCAUCAGUGGCGGCGGCGGCGCCACCAACAGCAGCUUAAUGCGCUGCAGCAACAACACUACAAUAACAAAUUCACCGAAAUGCGCAUUGCGACGCAGUGAAUUGAUCACCAAAAACAAAGUCCUCAACAACAAAUUCAUGUUGCGACGCCUGACCAAUCGGCAGGACAGCAUGAAUUCCACGUCGUCGGGACAGAGUUGCGGCAGUAGCGGAAGCACCUCCAGCGAUGAGCUAUUGCGUUGCAACGUCAGCCAUCACAACAGCUAUAACAACAACAACAACACUAAUAACAAUAAUAAUAAUAUCAGCUCGCCGUGUGGCAAUGSCAACACAUCGGAUCCGUUGAAAAUGUCCGCGGGCGCCACAAAUUCGGCGAGCACCUCACCGGCGUUGCCACUCUUCUGUUUAGGCAAUUCAUUUCCGCACAUCGAUAGUGACGAGGAGAAUGUUGAUGAGAAGCGCAGCGCGCAUGGAGAGGAUCAAUUUGAGUGUGAAAUCGUGCCACCUGCUUCAAUCAGCGAAAUCCCCGAGAAACUCUUAACCACUUCGGGUAUUUAUCUGCCAGGCACCACCGAUUUGAAAGGCCAUCCGAUUGUCACUGUCGAUGCGGAAUGCGUACUGGCAGCCGGUCUGAAUUGCUACGAAAUAGCAACGGUGCUACUCUACUACAGUACGAUACCUGAGAGAACUUCAACUGCGAAUGCUAAUGACCGUGCCACCACGCAGCAGCCGCAACCUUCAAUGCAACAACAGCAAACUCAACACAGCCACCAACAGUCGCCGGCAGAACCGGCGUUCGUCAACCGUCCGUCGACACCGAAAAUGGCCAGCGCAGCGACGGCAGCGACGUCGACAUUUGGCAACUCCGCAAGUGUGUCAGUCACCUCAAAUGUCACAACAGCCACCGUCACCGCCGCUAAAUCACCCGCCCAUGCGACUGCUGACAGCAACAACGCCAUCAACAGCAGCGACAGCAACUACAGCGGCAGCAGUGGCAGCCACGGUGCUGCAACACCAACGUUCACCAUUCUAAUUGCCAUCGAAAAGUCGGGCCAAAUGUGCGUAAUCGACUUAAUUUGCCAAAGUCUGCGUCUACUGACAAGGCAAAUUGCGUAUUGCGAAAUUCUUGCCGUUUGCCUCGAACACAAGUUAUUGCUGGAACAGCAACAACAACAGCAACAGCACUCAGCAUUUGGCAAUAACGCGGCUGUCAGCAGUUGCGCUAAUGGCGAGAAUAACGAAAGUUGCAAUAAGGAGCAGCAACAGCAAGCACCAGCGACACCGCAAAUACAACAUUCGUUGAAAUUCAUUAGCGUCAAUGAAGUCACGACAAGUGUUGCACCAUCGCAAAUACCGUACGGCAAAUUGCAAGGUUUGCAUCAUCACGACGCGCGGAAAUGGCGCGAAUUCUUCGUCGCACUGGAACCCUUUCAACUGCAAUGCGCCACGGCGGGCCAGCGGCUAGUGGCCGCCAUGAGUGACAUACGCUCCGCCGACCUACAGGGUUUACCCACACGUCGCCAAUUGUACGCGCAACAUCGCGCGCUAAGUCGCGCGCUUAUGGAUUCUGAAUUACAUAAUUUGCGCAAGCGCGGCGCUUUACAGUUAGCGCGUCUGCAGCAGCUGGCCAAAUCGUUUGCGCUCGUUGCAGCGACGGCGACUGACGUUGGCGAAAAUAGCCAUAAUCAUAAUGCCAACAUCGGCGUGGCAAGCAGUAGCAACAACAACAAUAAUGGGCGCUAUUGCUAUGGCAGCAGCAGUGGUGCCGGUGGUGUAGGCCACAACAAUCGCCGCAUCAGCAGCAGCAACAAACUAUUGUCCACCAUUUCAUCCAUCAACCACCUCGGUUUUGGUGGCAGUUAUAGCUUUAGCAUGACACAUCAACAACAGCAACAACAGUCGUCACAAAGUCGCCCCGCUGCGUCAAAGUACAGCACAAUGACGUCAUGCGAUGCCAUCAGCCGGCCAACAGUAGCGGCCAACGCGACGGUAGCUAAUAAUGCUGUUGCGCCAGAUAACUGUAGUGCAACGGGCAACGUGGAUGUUGCAAUUAGGCUGCACAAAGUGACACUACUAUUCAAUGAGGUCGAUCGCGCGGCCAAGCGGCUAGAGCAGCUCACGGAGCAGCGUCGUGAGCGUUUGCGUGAAUUGACGCGUCAGCGAGCGCUCGAGGAUGAAAUUAACGAGGUAACAUCUUGGAUCACCAGUGACGGCAAUGAUACGCUGCAACGGUUCGGCAGUCUUCAGUUGGAUUCUGAAUCCGCCAUUAAAGAGCAGGAGCAAGAGUUCGAAAAAUAUUAUUUCAUUUCGAUGAAACACUUGGCCAAGGGCCGCGAUCUGCAUGAUGCCGCAGUCAACAUUGAACCGCUGCGCGAGAGCGCCGUCAACCUGAAGUCCGCGCUCGAUUGCUUCGCUGAAAAACUUGAGUUGGCGCGAGAACGCAUAGAAGCAGCAACCAGACUAUAUCAACUACUGCUGACACACCAGCUCGAGGCCCACUUGCUACAGGAGGCGCAACGGCUGGCCCAAAUUUCAGGCGCCACUCAAUUGCUUGAGAAAUUCCGUCAGGAACAGCGAGAAAACAGUAACGAUGAGCCGACGACAGACCAAACGGAAAUCACAGAAAUAACCAACAACAAUAAGAACAAUAAACCAAAUAGUCUUAACCUCACGCUCAACUAUCGCAGCAAUAGCACCACCAACAGCUUAACCAAACAACAACAAUUGCAGCAACAACUGCAACAUGUCGCCGUUAUAACGAGUACACCGCUGCCGCGCAUGAAUCGCCUUAGUCAUCGCUCCAGUUCGGGAAUCGGUUCAUUUGACGGUCAAACAUGUCAGUGUUGGCGUGAGAGUCGCAAUAUGGAGGAUAUGGAUGAAAUGCUGGAUGCAGACGGUGAGGAACUCGAAAUGGAGGAUGGCGAGGAGGAGCAAUCAAAGGUUGCCGAUUCCGGUGUGGGCGGCUGUGAGCGCUGCGAAGGAAAUCUGAAGUUAACGCGCGUCUGCUCGUGCCAGAGCCUCAACGAAGCGGUCAAUUUGUACAGCAAGAGCGAUGAGCUUGAUUUCGAGUGCUAUGAGCGCCCCAUCAAACAUUAUAAUGACAUACACUCGCCCAUGGAGGCGAAUGCGCAUCUGCAGUACCACGCCUCAAGUUUGGAAUUGUCAAAAUUGGAUGAAAUCAGUUGCUUGGAUCCGAAAAUACAAAAAACGCUUCUAUUGAUCAUGCGUGAAAUGAUUGGCACGGAACGCGACUAUGUACACUCGUUGAAUUAUGUCAUUGAAAACUAUGUUGACGAGUUGUUGCGCGAAGACAUACCGCAGCCGUUACGCGGCCAACGUAAUGUCAUUUUCGGCAACAUUGAGAAGAUCUUCGAAUUCCACAAAUGGCAUUUUCUCAAUGAACUGGAACGUUAUGAGCGCAAUCCGUUGAAGGUUGGCAGCGCCUUCUUGGAAAUGGAGUCUAAAUUCUAUUUGUAUGCGCUUUACAACAAGAACAAACCGAAAAGUGAUACGCUAAUGAGUGAAUACGGCACGGCAUUCUUUAAGUCCAAACAGUUCGAAUUGAAUGACAAGAUGGACUUGGCCUCGUAUUUACUGAAGCCCGUACAGCGUAUGGGAAAAUAUGCCUUACUAUUGCAACAAUUGGUCAAAGCUUGCAAUUCCGUUGAGGGUGCCGCACUACAAGAGAUCGCCGCCGAUGUGGAAGAACUGCACCGCGCUGAAGAAAUGGUUAAAUUUCAACUGCGUCAUGGCAAUGACCUGCUGGCUAUGGAUUCGCUGCGGGACUGCGAUGUCAAUGUGAAGGAACAAGGGCGUCUGUUGCGACAAAAUGAAUUUCUGGUUUGGCAAGGACGUACCGGCAGAAAGUCACUGCGACAAGUCUUUCUCUUCGAAGAUCUGGUGCUGUUCAGUAAGGCGCGCCGUUUUCCAGAUCAAAAGAACUUGGACAUUUAUAUCUAUAAGAACAGCAUUAAGACGUCGGAUAUCGGAUUAACUGCGCAUGUGGGCGAUUCGAAAACGAAAUUUGAGAUUUGGUUCCGUAAGCGUAAACCGGAAGAUACAUGGACGUUGCAGUGCAUGUCGGAGGACAUAAAGAAUGCUUGGGCCGACGAAAUAUCGAAAUUACUAUGGAAACAAGCGAAUCGAAAUCGAGAAAUUCGCUUAGCCGAAAUGUCUUCGAUGGGAAUCGGGAGCAAGCCAUGUCUCGACAUACGCCCCAGCAACAAUCAAAUCAACGAUCGCUCCAUAACAAUAUCACAGCUCGGCAAAGCGCCUAAACUGCGUCACUCCUUCGCCGGCAUGCAAUUGGAUGUCAAGAAGGAUGCACGUCGGCCCAGUUCCUUCAUCUCCGAGAGUUCACUGUCGAGCGGCACCAGCAGUUCCUCACUCAGCACGGGUAGCUCGUCGGGCCACGAGCGCGUGGUUGGUAACGCCUGCAACAGCAAAACAUCGCCGGGCGCUGUCAGCAGCCAUCAUGCACUGGAGCUAAUCAACGAGACGCAAACUCUCACGCUGAGCGGUGUUGGCGGUGCAACGGCGGCGAAUGCGUCCGCCAGCAGCACGAACACAAAUACGCUGAGUAGCAGUGGCAGCAGCGGUCACAGCGGUCGCAGCGGCAGCGGAAAGAGUGGCGUCGGAAAUGGCAGCUCGGCGCGCGCCAAACGCUCAACCACGCUUGUCAGUCAACUCUCCAUGGAAAAUCAAUCAUGUCUCCAUCAUGCAGAAAGCGGCAUACUGUCCGACAUCUCAAUGACGCCCGAUCACGAGCCAACGGAUGUCACAACCAGCUGGUUGAAUGCUACAACAAAAUCAUCGCCGAACGCCAGCAGCACCGCGGCCAACGUCGGCGACAGCACCGUGAUUUUCCGCCGCCAUCGCUUCCAUCUGCUGAAACACCAUCACCACCACAAGGAACUCAACCAGCAGCAACAACAACAACAAUCAACACAAGCGGCCUUAACGGAACGCAUAAGCAUUGCCGACCAAUGCGAUCCGUAGUUGCGGGCGAGGCGAAACCUUCCGCGAAAUUUCGAAAAGCACGAAAGCUGAGAAAAAACGAGGUUAAAACAGCACAUAGUACCGAACCAUUACAAAAACAAAAAAAAAACUUAGCAAUAAUUUUAUAAUUAAUGGAAUUAGUGAAAUACGAUAAUUAAAUGCAAAGUGUUUUUAUGUGUACACACAACAACAAUAAAAUUAAAUUUCAGAAUACAUACAUAGAAACACAUACAAAUGGCGCUUACAUACAUACGUUGUACGUUAUCUCUUUUUUUUUUGUUGUUUUUGUUGUAUAUUUUUCGUUUUAAUUGGUUCAUAGUUUUAGUUCUAAGCCACAGCCAACUAAGUACGCGCCCCAAUUAUUGUUUCAAAAAUAAACAGAAAUACAUUUCAAGCAUUUUCAUUACAAAUAAAAGCAUAUUAUAAAAGGCAAAAAGUAAAAACAAAAUAAAAUAUUGUUAAAUAAUAUGUAUGUAGUUGUAAAUCUUUGAACCAGUGCUAUAUGCCUUUCGCUUUAAAUACUUAAAAUAUUAUAUACGAAAGCCACGAAACAGUUUUAAUAAGCCCCAACACAUGUAUAAUUAAUUUUUGCACACACACAUACUCACAAGUGUUAUAUGUAGUCCUGAAUUAUCUUGAAUUCUCUUUGGAAGUGUCAAUUUUUUAUUUGCAACAACAAGAAUUAUCGUGAAUAAUAAAAUUGGAAUUUACUACAUUUUGAAUUGUCUAAUAAAAUUACCAUAAGCUUUAAUAUUUAUGCAAAUGGCUUUGUACAAUGUAGACACAGUUGAAAUAAUCUAUGAUUUUUCGCAACAUUCAAUACUUUAAAGUUCGCUAGCAUAGUCACAUUUUCGUAUCACAAAGUAAGGUAUAUGUUUUACAGUAAUUAGUGCAUAUGUAUCUAUAUACGACAUCCUCAUUAUAAUGCGUGUACUGUUAUUUUUUUUUUAUCGAAUUGGAAAUUAUGUAAUCUGCGUAAUAAAUAUUUCAAUUGCUGUAAUCACUACUACACACAUUGCCGUGUGUAUAUACAUAUGUAUUUACCAGUAUAAGUUGCAUGUUCAGCAAAAAUAAAGAAAAUGUAAUAAAAAUUUUAAAUUAAAAAA